AUGGCCCAACUCUGCGGCUACCAUACAUCUCCGCGUAUGACCGCAGCAAGCACCGAACAGGCGUUCAUCUUGCGACGUGUCAAUACCUUGGCCACCACAAGCAAUGAGUUUGCAGUCAUCCGACCAUUGAUAUCCGUCUACUGCCUUAACAGGCAGGCAUACGUGCGCAAAAGCAAGACCUUAUCGGAGAAAAUCGAGGUCAGCGUGGAAUGA
This is a messenger RNA of Peniophora sp. CBMAI 1063, 213 nucleotides long. The record is from the annotation of a GenBank genome assembly. Lineage: Eukaryota; Fungi; Basidiomycota; Agaricomycetes; Russulales; Peniophoraceae.